Ostertagia ostertagi is the source of this 1059-nucleotide messenger RNA. The record is from the annotation of a GenBank genome assembly. Lineage: Eukaryota; Metazoa; Nematoda; Chromadorea; Rhabditida; Trichostrongylidae.
AUGGCGCGCAACGCCAACGCGCUGGUGAGCUAUCGCACCUAUCCGCAUGUCGACGGCUACGAGCGCGCGAUGCAGGCCGCGCAAUUGGUCGAGGACGCCUUGAGGGGCCGGAAGUAUCCGCGCUGCCUGCUGGUGCAGCCGGCGAUGCUGAAGGGCGCCGAUCAUGGCCGCACCACGCAGCCCGGCAUCAUGCGCGACCUGCUGGCGCGCGCCGACGCGUUCGAGAAGCAGCCGGGCCUGAACGUGGUCUCGAUCCAGGUGGGCUUCACCUGGUCCGACAUCGCGUGGGCCGGCCCCUCGAUCGCCGUCAGCCACGAGCCCGGCGCCGAGGACGCGGCUCGCGCGGCGGCACGAUCGCUGAUCGACGAGAUGUGGUUGCGGCGCACCGAGUUCUCCUCCUCCUAUCGCUCGAUCACCGAGGCGGUCGAAGCGGCGCGGGCAGGCGGCGACAGGCCGCUGGUGCUGGCCGAGGGCACCGACAAUCCAGGCGGUGGCGGCUACAAUGACGCGCCCAACCUGCUGCGCGCGCUGCUCGACGCCGGUAUCGCCAACGCGGCGGUCGGCACGAUCUACGAUCCCGGCACGGUGCGGCAGGCGCUGCAGGCCGGCGUCGGCUCGCGGAUCGAGGUCGAACUGGGCGGCCAUACCGAUCCGUCGCUGGGCGCGCCGGUGCGGGCGACGGCGCAGGUGAUGCAUCUCUCCGACGGCAACUUCCGCAACGACGGUCCGAUGAAUGCCGGCGUGCAGGUCGCGCUGGGACCGACCGCGGUGUUGCGAUUGGGCGGCGAGGGCGGCAUCGACGUCGUCACCACCUCGAUCCGCAUGCACACGAUCGACCUGCAGGUGUUCCUGAGCCAGGGCAUCGAUCCGCUGCGUAAGAACGUGCUGGUGGUGAAGAGCUCGCAGCAUUUCCGCGCCGCCUUCGAGCCGAUCGCGCGCGAGGUGAUGCUGGUCGAUGCCGGUGGUCUCUGUUCCACCGACGCCUCGCGCUUCACCUACGCCAAGCUGCGCCGGCCGAUCUGGCCGCUCGAUCCGGUCGGGGAACCGCUGUCGGGUUAG